This is a messenger RNA of Ictalurus punctatus (channel catfish), 8850 nucleotides long. RefSeq names its product lin-28 homolog B (C. elegans) (gene lin28b). Gene Ontology annotation, molecular function: zinc ion binding; nucleic acid binding. Lineage: Eukaryota; Metazoa; Chordata; Actinopteri; Siluriformes; Ictaluridae. The record is from RefSeq and is a predicted model, not a curated record. The transcript has 4 exons. The coding region runs from base 775 to 1386 and encodes 203 amino acids.
CUUUAUUCACAUUAUAGGCUGUUAACUGUGACAAGAUUAGCAUCUGAAGAAAGUGGGGUUAGUGAAAGUAAACACAGUAAUAACAGAAUAACGCACCGGUGUUAGUUUUAUAGUUUAAUUUAGAUGUGGAAAUGGAGUGAAAUUGGGAUUGGGGCAUGUUCAGAGUUUCAUGAUCAUAGUAGGAUACUAGCCUAUAAAGAGACGCGAUUAAACACACGAUCACAGUGACUUCUUCUGUAAAGGGUUGACUAUAACGGACAACCUAAUUUUAUACAGAAUAAAAUAAAUUGCACAAAUGUCGGGAGGAGUGAAAAUCGCAUUCUACCGUAAAGCACAGCACGUUAUAAACACGCACCACAGGUACUAAACUAUUUAGUACGGUAGUGUGUGUUUUUUUUGGUGAUUUGGACAUAGCCCAAGUCACGUGUGCCAGGGCAGGAGCCAAUCAGACACCAGCCAGAGAGAACGGGAGAGAGAGAAAGAGAGAGAGAGAAGGAGGAGGUCACGAGAGAGAGAGAGAGAGAGAGACAUGAGCAAACAUCAAAAGAGGCAAAGCACGCUGUACCAUGCGAGCUCGCGCUCGAAAAUCGCAAUGUCGGAUCCACGGUGACGCGCAUCAUCUUCAUCCUCAUCUUCAUCCCCACCGUCGCUAUCAUCAUCACCACCACCACCACCAACAUUAUCUCCAUCGAUCGCCCCGUUUUGCGAAGGAAACGUAUUUUUUUCCGUCGGAGGAACUUCGCAGGAACACGGAGGGUCCGCGCGCGGGGAAACAUGGCCGAAGGAGGGCCGGGCGGAGACGCCGCCAAGUGCCCGGGGCAGGAGGAGCGGAGCCCGGGGCAGGUCCUGGCUGGAUCCGGGUACUGCAAAUGGUUCAAUGUGCGCAUGGGAUUUGGAUUUAUAUCGAUGACCCACAGCGAGGGGCGUCCAGUGGACCCUCCAUUAGACGUGUUUGUCCACCAGAGUAAACUGGUGAUGGAGGGAUUUCGGAGCCUGAGGGAAGGCGAGCAGGUGGAGUUCACCUUUAAAAGGUCCAGUAAAGGGCUGGAGUCGCUCAGGGUAACGGGGCCCGGGGGCGGACCCUGCUCCGGCAGUGAGCGACGCCCCAAAGGCAAGGCUCCACCCCCGAAACGCAAACCAAAGGGAGACCGGUGUUAUAACUGUGGAGGUCUGGACCACCAUGCUAAAGAGUGCAGUCUGCCGCCUCAGCCAAAGAAAUGCCACUACUGUCAGAGCGUGACCCACAUGGUGGCCCAGUGUCCCCACAGGGGGGCGCCGUCCCCCUGCAGCUCUCAGGACCCCCGGCAGCCCCGAGACGACGCCUACUCUUCGUCUCCGGAGGACACGCCUCCCACCUCUCAGCGCUGGAGGACGCCUCGAGACUGACCGCAGAAGACUCGCCUCUGAACUCUGACCUCUCCGAGAGAGCCUGGAUCCAGCAUUGUCUACCUCACACGCUCGAGGAACAAGGGAGGUCCUCGCUUCCUGCGCAGCUAUGGCUAGGGCAAAGGCCGUGUGUGUGUGUGUGUGUGUGUGUGUGUGUGUGUGUGUUAGGACCCUGACUGAUUUGCCCUCUAUGCAACUAAGGCACAGGUUAUCAGGGGGUAACUGAGCGUGUGUGUGUGUGUGUGUGUGAGGAAAGUGUGAGAUGUGCUGUGAGACACUGAAGUGAAUGUGAAUCCAAAUCCAUAGUCGUCGUCGUCGUCAUCAUCACGUAAACCUCAUGACGUCUUCAAGCUGCUAAUUUCGAUCAAACUGCUAUUACGAAGAGUUACGUUUUCGUUUUGUUUUGUUUGUUUGUUUGUUUUUUUUAACAUCGCCAGUCCUUCAGGUCAAAACAAAUCGCUCCACUUUAACAAGCCGGGCCGCUCAUGAGCGCCGACCAGACGCGUCGGCUACACGCUAAUGCUAACGCCGCAGAGUCGUAACUGACCAAGGUCGGGUCCACACUGACACGCGGGGCGUUUGGAACGGUUUCCGUAACAACGCAAUCGCGCUUUCUUUUUCUUCUUUUCGUACGCGAUACAAAGCGUUCCGCGGUAAAAAUUCAAAUCCCGCCAUCUUGGAAUCGUUGCGCUCACGUGACAAUCACACGUCAACGUUUUUCGAGAAAUCGCCGUGUCCGUUCGUUCACGCAACAACGCGAAACCGUUUUUUUUUUGUUUUUUGUUUUUUUGCGUUUUCAACCUUCCCUGUUUUCGUGUAGACUAAACUCCAGGCUACGUUCACACUGCAGGUAAACGUGGAACCUGACACAAACGCAUCGUUCCGCUCGGUUUAACGUGUUUGUUUGUUUGUUUGUUUUAUUUUCCUACUGUUUUGCAGACGGUUUUGUUUGCUAAAUUUUCCAAUCGCGAUAAGAAUCGUUCUAUAAAUCGGUUUCAGAUUUUUACGUCCUUUCACGUCGGCAGCAGUCGUCUACGUCCGUGAAAGGCUGACGUUUCUCUCUCUCUCUCUCUCCGUUAACAAAAAGCUCAGCGAUUCCUAGCCUUUUACUUCCACCUGGGCCGAUUUAAGGAGGAGAUACCGUAUAUCCACGUCCGUUUCCCCCCCCCCCACGGACUGCGUGCUGACGUAAUUGGAAAUGCUUUCACGUGUAAUUUAUUUAUAUAUUCGGAGUCGGAAUUCCUAAAAUGAACGGCUGUUGCGCGUGUAUCGAAGACGGAGAUGAAGAAACACGGGACCUUUUUGUUUAAAUACCAGAAAUAUCGGUUUUGAGCUUUAAGGCUUGCAGUGUGAACAUAGCCAAAGUGUGUGUGUGUGUGUGUGUGUGUGUGUGUGUGUGUGUGUGUGUGUGUGUGCGCUAAUCAUAUGUGGAGCAGGUUGUUGUAGAUGUGGUUCUCCUUAAGACGUUUAUGUCUGUGUAAAGGUAUUAUAUCUAUAGCGUAGAGUCGUUUCCUGGAAAGUGACGACAGUUCCGCCGCUUAAACAUUAAUAUAUAUGCGCUUAAAAGAUUUUAUGAACGUAUCGAGAUUUAUGUAUAUAAAAGCUAGGUAGCUAAGGUUGUUUUUUGUUUUUUUUUUUGUUCUGUUUUACCCCAGCCACGGCAUUAUCGCGCACCGCGUUCGAUCUCAGCCGAGACGCAGUCACCGACGCAGCUCAAUUUAAUUCCACGUGAAGAGAUUAGCAUUGUUAUUAGCUAACAGCCACGAAGACUAGCAUGGUAGCUAGCUAACUUGUACGGAUAUUGUUGAAAAUGCAGUUUUUAACCCUUUGUUUUCGGAAAAAAAAAUUUAUUUUGUAUUUUUUCGGUUCUAAAACGUUCACAUGAGCACGCCAGCCCAGUAGGUGGCGAUAGUACGUCGUGAAUAAGCGUUUAAAAAAAACAAACAACCCCUGCAAUCUUCAAGCACAACGAUUCCUGACGCUUCGCAGUGACGAACUCUCACACCAAAUCUACGGUCCGACGGCGAUCACGCCGAGGCGCAACAAUAAAACGAAGCGAAAUUAAACAACACGUUAUCAGAUUAGAAUUUACAGAGCGCGGAGUAACGGCGCAGCGGGACGUACGUUUUUCUCGACCGUGUAAUUUUUAUACUUUUUUUUUUUUUUUCAAAAUCCUUGUUUUCAUCGACUCGGAAUUGAAUGUUCUUGUGAUACGCGUAGACAAACUUCGCUUUCAGAUAAACCCGUAUGUUUGCGGAAACUGGGGCCGGUUUCUUUAGCCAAGGACGUGAAAACGCUCACGCGUGACGCUAACGCAGGGCGAGUCGCGAUAGCGGGAUCACGCCUGCGCGCUCGAUCAAACCUCUCGCCGAUCGCACCUUUCGAGUGUGUUUCGGAUCGUUUACUCUCUCAGCGAACUCUCUGCCUUCGGGAUCUGGAACAAGAAGUAGCUUUUUCGAACCGGACUGUUAUGUUACGUGAGCGUGAAGGGGCAUCACGCCGCUUACCGUCUCUUUAAUGUUCCGUUAUUAGUCAUUAAUAUUAAUAAGAGAGAGACUCAUCACUAACUCCAUCCUGGCACUCUUAACACAGAGAUUAUAGUCAGGACAGGAGGAUAUGCUGGUGUGUGUGUGUGUGUGUGUGUGUGUGUGUGUGUGUGUGUGUGUGUGUUUUAAUCCAGAGAGAGAAAGACAGUGCUGCUUUUCAUAAUCACUUGAACUGGCGCAAAAAAAAAAGGAAGAGAAAGCGUCCGCGACUGCGGCGACGCGCCUCUGACCACGCUGAAUGUGAAAACUUGUUCACCUCGCAGCCGGUUACAUGAACUCGUGGUGGUGUUUUUUUCUUUUCUUUUUUUUUUUUUUAUCAUCUUGUGUGUCGACGAAUCAAACGGUUACACACCGUAUACCGUAUUCUCCGGAAUAUAAGACGCAGAUUUUUCUUCCUCUAGCAGGUGACUCGUUAUGCUAAUGCUAAGACUAGUCUCCAGCUGGAAAUGUAGUAAAUUUAGUGAGCUAGCUAGCAUGAGUGCUUAGCUUAAACUUCUUUUUUAAAAUAUUUUCCACAACUUCUCAUGAAAUCCCAUGACAUUUAAGCUAGCUAGCUAGCUUAGCCUGACCUUUUGAUUGACAUUUCAGACUUGCAAGACUAGCGCCUGGCUAGAUCCUUAGCGGCAGGCUAGUUAGCUUAUCUGGCUUGAAUCUCUCACUCGCCUGUUUGUUGAGCAUCCGCGACACUAUACUACCAGACUACCUAGCGAAAGCUCGCAAGUCCAGUACUUAGCUGUAGGCAAGAAGUAAACUUACUUAGCUAGCUACCAUAAACGUCUCAGCUUUUUGUGUCCAAUUAUCGUGGCUUGUUUCCCAAAAUUCACCAUGAUGUGCUACGUAGCUAGCUAGCUAACUCACUUUCAUUCUGCGCUCUAGCUAGCUGCUAGUGUUGCAGGAUUUCGCUAGACAGUCUGGUCACAAGUCUUAAAGUAAGAGGCCAUUGAUGGACGUUUCAGACUCGCGAGACUAGAAGCUAGCUAGAGCCUGGAAGUAAGGUUUGAACUGUCUGGACGGCCAAAAAAAGGCAUAUUUUCAACGUGUCAUCAAGCUAGUUAACUAACUAACUAACGUUAUCUCUUAGCCCUAGCUAUUGAUUGUGCAAGGAUUGAGUUCAGACUUGCGAAACUAAUAGCUAGCUAGAACCUUAGUAGCAAAUGAGUUAGCUAGCUAGCUUGCAAGUCUCCAGAUUUUCGUGGGUCUUAAACACCAGCGCGACUUCUGGAAAAUACGGUAUAUGUACUGGGUUUUUAAACGAUAAAUCAGCUCUAUUUUGGUAUAGACGUGUAUACCAAAGAUGACGACUGUGCCGAAGUCGUUCAGAGUGUGGAAGUCCGACGAUAAUCUCCCGCGAAACGAUCCGAACCGAAGGUCCGACGCCGCCGCGGCGCGGCGCGGCGUAUCGACUGCACGGUCGUCAUUAUUACGUUUUCUCUGUGUGCAUGCGUGCGUUCUGUUGAAUCCAUCACAAAAAAAAACAACAGCAAACGAAACAAAACACAAUCUGGAGAGAGCACAGUUUUAUGAUACUGCGUAUUUUUUUACCCACAAUUCCUCUCAGGAUGAACUUCUCUCAGGGAACGAACGGAGUAACAGAACUGAUCCUAUUCUCUUGGGAAGACUGCGCCGUUUUCUUCAACGCAAAACCUCAUCACUGUUGAUUUUCCACACACGCAGUACAACACGUGUACUGACCUGUUAACUACUACCUCUUUGAGUUAUACAUAGUCAUGCGUUUGUAAUCCGAUUGUUGUUGUUGUUGUUGUUGUUCCAUGGGGUUUUUGCUUUCUUUUUUUUUUUUUUUUUCUUUUUUUUUUCUGUGCCAUAAAUGAAUGUUUUAUUUCUAUGGUAAUAAGUUUUGUUUACAGCAAAAGCCUACCUCGUUUUCUCUGUUCAUCUCGGCCCGUACGAGGUCAGCGCGUGAGGUUCUGUCCUGAUGUGACGAUGGGGAGGAAAUCAGACAGAGCGUCGUAUUCAUUUCCGACAAUAUCAGGCUUUGGCCAUUUUGCAGUAUAACGUGUCUUUAUACAGAGAAUAGCGAUCUGUGUGUUUGUGUGUAAAGCUGGACAUACACUACACGCGAAAAAAAAAAAGAAGAGUUUUGUAAGAAAAGCAUAUUGUAUAUGUGUACGAAAUCAGCACAGUUUUAACACGAAACGGAAAUGGAGCUGGGCGUAGCGCCGAUAUCGCGAUACGCUAACGUCUCGCGUUGCUACGUGUGCCAAGAGGGAUUUUUAUUUGGAAAAUUCACGCUGCGUUUCAAAUGUAGCUAUUCAAAUUCGAAUUCGAAUUCGAAUGUCACAAAAUUCUGGAAAAUAAACCAAGACUUAGUCGUGUAAUCAUUUACGAACUGGACUUCGGACAUUCUGUGAAUGAAAUGUAACGUUUCGGCUUGGCUGGAGAACAGGAACGGGUUAAUUUACGGGAAAUAUUUCGCUAAUCAUAGCAGAAGGAACCACGAUGUUUUCUCGGGUUUGUAACCUUUUAGUUUAACGCGGCUAGCUAAAGCUAGGUUCGCUAAAACGCUACGAACUACACGGACGUAGCUUAACUACAUCCACGUCUGUUAUCACCCCUGCUGCUAAUUACAGGUAAUAGCUAACCAAGAAAAAGUAUCGAUUAAGAGAAUGAAACAUAUCCGUGUUUAUCAGCGCUAGUUGUUUUGAUUAAAUUGUUCAUCUGAUGACACAAUUUUUAUUUGAAAAGUCAUGAAACCUAGCAAGCUAAUAUCUUGACUAGCGACACUACUUCUUCACUGUCGCGUCCGCGGAUAUAGCUAUAUCGUGUGUCAGGUUUAUACACAAACGUUUUGCUUUAACUUCUGACAGAAUCAAAUAUUUUUACCUCAAAGGGUUUCGAUCAUUUGCUAGGACGCUAUGAAAUCAGGCUAACAGUCCUGUAGUGUUUGUCCAGCUUCACUCUUUAGUCGAAGUGUAUGAACACUGAUCGGCCGCCAUGUGUUUUACUCCACGCGAGUUAGAAUUUUGAUGAAAAAAAUUCUCUGAUUUAACCGUUUUUCUUCGAGUAUGAAGGUAUAAAUCGACACUGAAGGUAGAGAAACUAACUCAGUCUUAUCGGAAGUGCCAGUAAGUACAGAAUUGAUUUUAUGUUUGUCACUGGAGUGCCUGUUCUCAUUGCCAUGAAUGAAGUUGUAUCGUUAUUUUAAAGCUGCCUUUAAAAAAAAAAAAAAAAAAAAAAAAACAGUUCCUGGGAAUUCUGGGAAACGGCCUUUAGUUGGCGUCCCUCGUUUGUCGUAAACGGUUUUGUUUUUUUCCUCGCAUUAAUACCUAAAAAUAAAUGGGUAGGCAUGUUUACGAUGUAUAAAUCAUGCUAAUUACAAACUCUUUUAUCAUGAUUUACAAUAUUAUUACUAUAUUAUUUAUACAUUUAUCUGUUGUUUUUUGGUUUUUUUUGUCACACAGUUGACUAUUUAGAUAGACAAACCAAGCAGGUCAUCUGACACCCUGAUGAAAUGUGUGGAACCUGGUGAUAUUUCAAGCGAUCCGUGAUAUUAACGAUAUUUCAAUAAUAAUAAAAGUGUAUUGUUUAAUCGAUUAGCGGCGCAUGUCUAUAAACACGUAGCGCCGUACCAAAAGGCCAUCUACAUUCCUGUAACAUUGAUUUCCACUGUUUUUUUCAUUUUUCACUUUGAGGAGCUGAAAUACAACUACCGACGCGCUUAAAUCUGGUUUCAUCAGUUUAUUGUUGGAUAGAAGAGAAUGAAUGCAAUAAAUAAAUGAUUUAAAUUUUCAGACCUCCUUUUAUCAACAAAAUAUUCUCUCUCUUUUUUUUUUUUUUUAAACAACGUAGGUCUGCAAUACAACUUACAGAAUGUUCAUUUUUAAUCGUUAGGGUAAACGUCAAGCCAAGUAGUUUUUGUUUCUGGGUUUACAUUCAAAUAAAUUCAUGGAAUCGUAACAUGUUUUCCGUACAGCGCUGAAAAUCGGAAUUUUUUUUACGGAAACGCAGCGCGAAUGAUCAUAAAGUUGUGACCUGAAAAUGAUAUUGUUUUGUAAACCGGUUAUAAUCUCAGUUCUAUUGCAGGAACAGCUUGACAAAACAUGGUGUUCCCCUUAACACCAAAUGUAGUCGACCUGCCAAGACAUGCAUGUUGGCUGAUGUUUUUCAUUUUUUAUUUUUUCAUGACUAAGUGAAGAUUGUAACUACCAACUGUACAUGCCUAGAUCAACACACAGGCAUCAGAGUGUAUGAAACGUGCACUUUGUACAAUGCUAAACUGGAAGCUGGUGAGCUAUAAGCUUCCUUUACAUGUUAUUAGUCAUCAGUGGUGUGUUAGCUGAUAAGAAAACAUUUCCUGAUUGGUAAAACGCUUCCUUUAAACUUAUACUAACACUUGAACAUUAACCACAGUCUGUUUUGUUUUUUAAUAUGAAGGGUUUUUUUUUCUGCGUUAAAACCUCCAAUAGCCGUGUCGGCUGCUGCGUUAAAAGCCUCGAGGGAUUUUAAAAGUAAAAGUAUUCUUGUACGCCUUCUGCUUCAUAAAAGUAAGCAUGAAACUUGGUCUAAUGAGGGAGAUAAUGUUCUUUUUGAUAUUGACUGAUCUGAAGAAACUAGCAAUUCUGAAAUAAUUUGGACCUAGAUGAAAAUGUAUUCAGGCAGUACAUCAUAUUAGCCCUAAUGAAGUCAGUGUUCGCUGAACUCGUAUGCCUUCUCAGUGCUCAGAUUGUAACAUAUUCACUGUAGGCUUCAACUUGUGUUCCUGUUCCUGAAGCACUGAUUUGUCUUUUUUUUAUUAUUAUUAUUUUAUUUUAUUUUAUUUUUUUUGCUAUGAUUUGAAAUGCAUAUCACUCAUUGUAUCCUCAUUAUUUGGUCGGUGAAUCUUUGGAUUUUUGACGGAUGUUUAAUUGUCUUACUUUUGAAAGGAAUGGACUGAAAUUAAAACCUGCUAUAUCAACAUGAA